UUUGCAAACCCACACAAUUUCUCUUUCGUUUCUACAUCUUAGAGAUAAAGUAGUGACAACGGGAUCUUGGUUGAAAUUCAUACUAAUUCCCACGUGAAUGUCGCUAAUUUGAAUAAAAAUUGCUCCUCACAAAGCCAAAAGAAUGGCAAUUCCAAGUCGUGCCCGUGUUUAUCACGACGUCAAUACCCACCGACCCAGAGAAUAUUGGGAUUAUGAAUCACAUGUCGUUGACUGGGGAAACCAGGAUGACUACCAACUUGUUCGAAAACUGGGAAGGGGUAAAUACAGUGAAGUAUUUGAAGCAUUUAACGUUACAGACAACAAAAAAGUUGUUAUAAAAAUUUUAAAGCCUGUAAAGACGAAGAAAAUCAAACGUGAAAUUAAAAUCUUGCAAAACUUACGAGGAGGUGGCCCCAACAUUAUCACACUCCUUGACAUUGUGAAAGAUCCAGUGGUCAUGGGCCAAUUUACUCUGGUGAAUUCUUUUAUAAGAAACAGCUGUCUGUUGUCCAGAACUCCAGCGUUGGUGUUCGAACAUGUCAAUAAUAUUGACUUCAAGCAAUUGUACCAGACAUUAACAGACUAUGACAUCCGAUACUAUAUGUUCGAAAUACUAAAGGCACUUGACUUCUGCCACAGUAUGGGUAUAAUGCACAGAGAUGUAAAACCACACAAUGUUAUGAUCGACCAUGAGAAUAGAAAGCUUCGUUUAAUAGACUGGGGAUUAGCUGAGUUCUACCACCCUGGUCAAGAAUAUAAUGUUCGAGUGGCAUCUAGAUACUUUAAAGGACCUGAACUUCUUGUGGACUACCAAUUUUACGAUUACUCACUUGACAUGUGGAGUCUGGGCUGCAUGCUUGCUUCAAUGAUAUUUAGAAAGGAACCUUUCUUUCAUGGCCAUGACAAUUAUGACCAGCUGGUUCGCAUAGCCAAGGUUCUUGGAACUGAAGACUUGUAUGAAUAUCUUGACAAAUACAACAUUGAGUUAGAUCCAAGAUUCAAUGAUAUACUUGGAAGACACUCCCGGAAGAGAUGGGAGAGAUUUGUUCACAGCGACAAUCAGCAUCUUGUAAGUCCAGAGGCGAUUGACUUCCUCGAUAAAUUGAUCAAGUAUGAUCACCAAGCACGACUCACUGCUCGUGAAUCCAUGGAACACCCCUACUUUUACCCAGUUGUUAAGGAUCAAGGAGGUCUUUCAUCAAAUGCAACUUUGCCUUCUUCUUCUACCCAACUCGGCCAAGUUCAAAUGGGAUCAGGCAUGCGACUAUAACAUCACACUCACAUCACUUGUACAUAGGAAUGUGCCUUGGUGGAAUAACUAGCACAACUGGAGUCCUAAAGGAUUCCCCAGGCGGUUCCAUCCGACAAUCCAACACAGCUCAAUCAAUGAAUUAAGCCUUGGAAGCAUUUCAACAUAUAACCGUCUAUAAAAAUUGGUGUUGCUUAUUGUCAAGAUGGCAUGUUUGCCGUGCUUUUUCUGGCAUUUAGUUGCCUUCAGUGUGCAGAAAAAACAUUUCCAUUGAAUUUCGAUCGACGAAAUAAAUUUCAUGACCAUUUAAGCUUUUGUAUGUUGUGUCUUAUGUUUUGAAUGUAUACUGCUUUGCCAUUUUCAUCACAAAUGUAAAAAAUAUGAUUUUUGGGGAUCUAUUACAGUCACAUCUUCAGCCCAUUCUCUUGAUGUUUCUCCCAAACACCUCCUUAAUGUUUUCUUUGUAUGUUUUAACUCAUGCCAACUCAAUAAUUGUGUAUUUUUGGAGUAUUCUUUAUGGCUAGCAUAAAUGUUCCACACAUUAAAAUCAGACAAAACAACCCAGUGUAUGAAACUAUGAAGUAGUACAAAUGCAGUGACAUGUAUUGCCAACUUAAAUUGACCAUUUUUACUUUGAUUGGUAAAGUAAAACGAAACAUAUUGCAGUAUGGGUAAUCUCAGUAAGCCCUUGCAACAUGAUGAUCAUUCAUCAAACAGGUUUCUUUGUUUGUUGUGAGCGCACCAUCUUUUCAUAUUUUUCUUUUAAGCUUUUGUGGUUACUUAACUCGAUGAAAGCUUUAUUCUUAUUAAUUUGAGAGUAAGCAUUUGUGCAUCUCCUCCAUAUUUCGAUGUUACGUUCAUGUGCUGUUGAUGAAUCUGGAACUUUUUCCAAACUUCUGUCGUUUUCACAAAUUCGUGACAUUUCCUCUUCUAAGACAGUAUGACGUUUGACUCUGGAACAAUAAAUUUGGGGUAGUUUACAUUCAAAA
Molecule: messenger RNA, 2238 nt
Organism: Ciona intestinalis (vase tunicate)
Lineage: Eukaryota; Metazoa; Chordata; Ascidiacea; Phlebobranchia; Cionidae
Source: RefSeq, a predicted model, not a curated record